CCCGCGGGGCGGCGCCGCGCGGGGCCCGGGAUGGCGGAGGCGGCGCAGACGCGGGUGCAGGCGGCGGUGGAGAGCGCCGUGCGGGGGCUGGAGCGGGAGCGCAUCCGCGGCAUGCAGGGCGCCAUGUUCCGGUGCAGCGCCCGGUGCUGCGAGGACGACACGGCCUCCAUGCAGCAGGUGCAGCGAUGCAUCGAGCGGUGCCACGCGCCCCUGGCCCAGGCUCAGGCCAUCGUCACCGCCGAGCUGGAGCACUUCCAGGAUCGCUUGAGCCGCUGCACGCUGCACUGCAACGACAAGGCGAAGGACGCGCUGGAGGCGGGGGGCACGGAGGCGCGGGUGCGAGGCCAGCUCGACGCCUGCCUGGUCGCCUGCGGGGACGACCACCUGCGCCUCGUCCCCGCCAUGGCCAAGAAGAUGAAGGACAGCCUGGCCGCCCUCCAGCAGUAGCGGGGCGCCGGGGGGGGGCCCCCCCCCCGCCUCGACGCGCUUUAUUAAAGGUUCAUGGACAAGAAGCUGUCAUGUGAGUGCCGGCCGCCCGGAGCUGCUCCCGGCCCUGAGUUGAUUUUGCCGCGUGUGUCUGCGCCGGGGCGUGGGUGAAAUUAAAUGGCGGCCGACACGUCCAGGGGAUAUUGCGGGGCUUUGAUCCCUUCAUGAACCUCGUCAUCGAUGAGUGCGUGGAGAUGGCGCCGGGGGGACAGCAGAACAAUAUCGGCAUGGUGGUAAUACGAGGGAACAGCAUCAUUAUGCUGGAAGCCUUGGAACGAGUAUAGCGCCGGAGAAACCUGUGUCGUUACUGGCCGUGACAAGACCUAACCCACCUCUUUUGUUUACUCAUUGAACCUGCCACAGGGCAUCCCUGAGCAUAAACUUAUUUUUUUGUUUUGUUUUGUUAAAUAAAUUUUGUAAUGGUUGACGUAA
Molecule: messenger RNA, 918 nt
Organism: Harpia harpyja (harpy eagle)
Lineage: Eukaryota; Metazoa; Chordata; Aves; Accipitriformes; Accipitridae
Gene: TIMCC
Product: family with sequence similarity 136 member A
Exons: 6
Coding region: 31-447 (138 amino acids)
Cellular component (GO): cytoplasm
Source: RefSeq, a predicted model, not a curated record